CAAAAUAAAUUAACGUUUAAUAUUGAUCAUUUCGGUUUUUAAAUACAAGCAAAAUUGUAAUACUAGUUUUAUGCGAAAGCUAAUUAAUGAGAAGAAUUUAUAAGUUUUUACAAGAAUACAGAAGUUAAAAAAGUGACCGGCAGAUGAAAAUGAUAUCAUUUGGAAUGAAAGAUGUUGAUACUUUUGGUAAGAGAAAUACAUAUAGAACGGAAGCUAGCAAUAGAAUGAUAUUUCAGAAUAAAAAUAUGAACGAAAGUCUCGACAAAAACAAUAUCAACUUAAUUCAAUUAAACAAGCAUCCGGAAAAGAAGCCAUCGAUUUUAACAAUGAAGGAUGAGUGGACUACAUAUUCUUCGAUUGGAGUGCAGCGUCAAAUUCUAAAACAAAAUACUAAAAUAAUUAAAAAUUUUAUAAACUCAUUGGCAGUGCCAUCGUGGUAUCGAGGAGUUUCCCUGUUUCAAAAAAAGUCGGCAGAUCUCUUACUAAAUGCAAUACGAGAUGACUGUGCUCAGCGUACAGUUUAUCGAACGAUGAGGUGCUUAGAUUCUAUAGGUUUAGAUCCCUUGCCAACAAAAAAGCAAUUGCAUACAAUUUUACCGCUUUGUGGAGGCAGUGAUUUGGCCCUUUUAUGGUUCUUGAUGGAAUGGUUAUAUCGAGACAAUGAAUCUGAUUCUUACAGUGUAAAUGAACAGUUGAUAUUGUCUAGUAUAGCUCAUUUGGAUUUAAACGCAACUCUGCGCGAAUUAGAUCGUAUUUUGCCUCCAGGUCAAGCUCCAAAGAUUGAGGUUUUUCAAAAGAACAAAAAAAAAUUCUCAAAAAGAAAAAAUAAUAGCAUUCAACCUAGCAGUAGAAAUAUACUGCCGUACUUCGAAAAAUUGGGACAACCUAGAUUAAUAAAAAAUUGUUAUUCUGGCAGAGGAUUUAAACGAAAGGGGAUUUUGGAAUCUUAUCAUCAACAAUACAGUAAUUCUACAGUUCAAAAAUUUGCGAAAUAUGAGAUCACCAGAUUGCGAAAUAAAUUCGAAUCAGCCACAUUUGAUGAAACCAAAAUCCAAACAGUAUAUAAGCAGCAGGAAGAUAUUGAUUAUUUAACAAAUACUUUUAAUGAGCAGUUAAAUGAAAUUGCUAAAAUGAAAGUUCAGGAGAUGGAACAGAUUUUCGAUAGAAAAAAUCAAAGUUAUAAACAUUUUAUAAAACGGCUUCAAUGCGAUAUUGAAAAGUAUCGCCAUGAUUUUCGUACAAUGGCUGAAAUCUAUCAUAAACAGUGUGACUUAAACCUAUCGACAAAUACAGUUUGUGAAAGUAAACCUGACAUGGUAUCAACACUAAAUUCAAACCAGGAUGGUGGUUUUGGCGAACAACAAAAUAUUUAUAGUACGUCUUCAUCGAAAAGUAUGGAAAAUCGUAGAUACUCAUUUCAAGAGUCUCCAGUUAGUGAAUUUCCUGAUAAAUAUGACUUUAGCUCAAAGACGUCUGAAAAUGACACAGAUCCAAAAUAUUUUUUUAUUUCUGAACAACAACUGCCUUUUAAAUUUGACUAUUGUAAAAUGUUCAAUUAUAAAGAAUUUACAAAAGAAGAAGAUAGCGAUGGUCUCGAUGUUACGGCCAGCAAUUGUGUUCAGCAAAUUUGGCAGCAGGAAUUAAAGAAACAUGAGAUAAUAGAGUUUACUAGUAGUCCAAAUGAAAGAAUUCAACCAAGUAUAGUGGAUUAUGGUUUGGAUUACUAUGAUCCAGAGAACGAUGAGUUAAUGGAUCGUAUGCUCAAAGACGCAAUAAAUAUUUUAAAAAAAGACCAACGAUUUGUAUUUGCUGCAAUGCCAGCUGCACAUCGUUUUCCCAUGCUUCGUGAAUGGAUUCGAUUAAGAUAUGGCAAGACGUAUAAAAAAGGCGAAAUGAGUAAAUCCUUCAAAGAAUCUCAGCCAAUAUUCUCAGCAUUAGCUAAGAUAGGAUUACCGGUGGAAUUGCCAUCUAAUGCCAAUAUGGGUACAGAUUUAAUAACGGAUUAUUCCUGUCGGGACUACGUUCUCAGAAAAUCAAACUACAUUCGCAACAAAUAUUACAGGCGAAUCGAUAAAGCUAUUUUGGCUUUAACCCGAGUAAUUUAUUUUGCAAUGUGCCCAUUUUUAUGCUGUAAUGGUUCGCCUAGUAAUACGAUAUUCGCGUAUAUGCCUGCACACAAACGUAAAAGUUAUCAUUUUCGCCCCUGGAAACCCGAAGAGUGUAUGAAACGCAAACAAAUUAAUCAUUUUGAAACGUAGAUAUUACACAGUCUUACGAUUAACAAACAUAAGUCCUCAAAAAACACAAUAAAUUAAUAAAAAAUGGAUAAUAUAUGGAACAUUUUUCAAGAUAUAUUAAAAUAUAUGUAUUUGCUUUGUUUUAGUGUUAAUUAGAUUUGCAGUUUAUAAUUGAGUGCAAUAAUUAUAUAUUACAAAAAAACUGUAAUCCUGACAAGUAUUUGGAACAAAUCUAUUAUUUAUAUAAUUAAUAAGCCAAUGUACAUAAUUACUUUAUAAGGAACAUAAACGGUUAAAAGUCCAUAAAGGUUUUUGGCAUUAAAUUAAUGAUAUAAUCUUCGCAAAAAUUGAGUUGAAUUUGAUAUGAAACUGUAACAAAAUUUAAAAAAUUAAAAAAAUAAUAUGAAAUAAAAACAU
This is a messenger RNA of Lucilia cuprina (Australian sheep blowfly), 2654 nucleotides long. RefSeq lists its product as uncharacterized. Lineage: Eukaryota; Metazoa; Arthropoda; Insecta; Diptera; Calliphoridae. The transcript is spliced from 3 exons. The coding region runs from base 144 to 2258 and encodes 704 amino acids. The record is from RefSeq and is a predicted model, not a curated record.